GGGGAGGAGGGCAUGUGGAUAUGUGGGGGACACACUUCAAAAUACACUCCCCCAUCCAAACAGCAACUCCCCCCAUUUGAUUUGAAUGAAUUAUUGUAUGUUACUGUGUGUCCUCUUUGAAUGACAGGAAAAGAAAGUGAACUGCACAAAGUAUAUGUGAUUAUCGAGAUCAUCCCUCUCACUUUUUGUGUCAAAUUUGUAUCGCUUUGAUGAAAAUUGCUCAAAAUAGAUGUGAUUUAAUGCUAGUAAAUGUAAUUUUGAUAAUAAUACAUAACUAAUAGGUGGAACUGUAUGAACUGAAGACAGGUCAAGUCCCUCCUUCUGUCUCUUGUCUACUUCACUGCAGCUCUUUCACACAUACACAUACACACAUAUUAGUAUAAUACAUUGCAGCUGCUAAUGUUUCUUCUUUGAAAAGUCUUUUCAUUUUGUGGGCUGCAAUUUUUCUUUGGCUUUUCCAUUCAAAUAAUAUCAGCAAAUAACAGAAUUUUCAAGAACCAACCCAGGCAGUACACAUAACUGUUUUUUGUUUUGAUUACACAGAAUACUCUCUGCUUUUUUCUUCACCUUUGGUCCUUUGAAGGUUUGCAUGUUGUUGGAAAAAGAUGCCAAGACCAGGACCAAGACCUUAUGAAUGUGUUAGAAGAGCUUGGCACAGUGAUAGGCACCUGCCCCUUAGAGGUUCUUUGAUUCAGGAACUUUUUAGAAUUGUGAAUGAAGUUCAUAGCCCAUCCACCAGGAAAAACAAAGAAUGGCAAGAAAAGCUGCCUGUUGUUGUGCUAAAAGCUGAAGAAAUUAUGUAUUCCAAAGCCAAUUCUGAGGCUGAGUAUGUGGAUUUGAACACACUUUGGGAUAGAGCAAAUGAUGCUAUCAACACCAUCAUUAGGAGAGAUGAGAGUACUGAAACAGGAGUCCUCCUUCAGCCCUGUAUUGAAGCUGCUUUGCAUUUGGGAUGCACUCCUAGAAAAACCUCAAGGAGUCAAAGAAACAAUACUCCAAGAUGUUACCUUAAUCCAGGAAAUCCUGAGACUCCUACUAUUGUUCCCUUGAGCAAUUUAGAAUGCAAAAUCCAGGGAAAUUACGCCCCAAGUUGCUCAUUGAUCCCCCAGAGUUCUGAAAAUUCUGCAGCAAAUUUGAUGAGCCCCUCCAAAUACCUUGAUACUUUUUUCCCUAGUUCUUGUUCUGUUUACCCACUGUACUAUGGAAAAGAGCUGCACUUUAAAGACCCCAAGUCGUUGCCCCCUAUCCAGAAGGUUAAUAACAAUGAAGAUUAUGUGGUGAAAAAGAAGCUGCAUUCUUCCAGGGUACUGGAUGGUUCAAAUAUUGAUCAUUCCAAGCUUAGCCCUGAUACACCACCUGGAACCGGAUGCAAUUUGUCGUUGCGAUUAGGCCCUCUAGAGGCUUCAUCAUGCCUGGAGAAUGAAGUUGGAAUCAACUCCUGUGAUAAUGAUGGCUUAGAUAAGCCUUUGCCACGAGGGGACGAUCAUGAAUUUUCGUUCUUUCCUAAGAAAGGCGACGUUGAUCAUCUUAAUCCAGAAUGCUGCUCCGCUGUGAAAUGGAUUCUCGAGGCUCAAAAGCAAAAUGCUGAUCAGGUGAGUUUGAGAAAGAGGAAGCCAGAAGCUAGUCAUGCAUCAGCAGAUGAUAGGACAUUUUGUUGGCCACAGAAGAUCCCAUUUAAGCAAUUCAGCAGAACGGAUUAACAGAGAAUCUUAGACACUUGCAACUCACUUAAAUUAGUGCAGUAUGUAGUAAUUGUGACCGCAGGUUGUUAAAAACAGUAAGUGCUGCAACUUUUGUAUAAAAAUUAAAAGCUAGGAUUGACUGGUUGUAGCCUUCUUGUUUUGCCCUUCGGUACAUUUUGCUUCAGAACUGUGAAAAUUAGCCCCAGAAUGACUUCAUAUGGGAGGAAUAAAGCAACUUAAUGGAGUAUCACCUGAACCACUUUUUUACAUAGUAAUACUACUGAUCAAUGAUCAUGACGGGAAACUGGAAAGUACCAUGUGACAUGAAAAAAUGACUUAUUGCAUACAAAUGCAGAUAUUUGAAAGAAUGGAUUUCAGGGGUGUCAACUGUCAAAUAUACUCGGCUUAUGUCUAUGUACACCAAACAACCUCAAUCAUGUACAGUGCUACUACGCGAAAAUGUCCCGUUAUAUACAUUCAUCAGUUGAACAAGAAGAUUCAUCUGAAUUAUUUGAUGAGGAAGAAAAGGGGGAUGAUUUCAGAGAGGAAAGCAAAACAGUGGAGUUCAAUUCUAUCUGCAAGCGAUGAUGCAAGGAAUAAUAUGAAACCGGCCCUUUUUCCUCCUCUGUUUCGAGUUCCAUGAUUGGUAUAGCCGCGAGAAAUCUAUUGAUGAACUCUUUACAACAUUCUUUCCCACUGCAAAUCAUCUCCAUUUGAUCAUCUUUUGUUCCAUACACCGAACUUGAGUCAUCAAAUUUCAGUAUGUAAGCCUGAUUGCAUCCCUCAAACAGCCUUUCACCCAAAGUGUCAAUAAUGUAAUAGGCAUUGCUCUCCACUUUCAACACAAAGAAAUGAUCAUUCCAACUCACAAUGUAGAUCCCCGGCUCGCCAUCACGGUUUUUCUGAAUCCUCUCAACGAUGCCAUCCCAAAUAUCAUUGAAUGACAUAGCGCCUUUGAGAGUUUCAAACUUUUCAGGACCAAAGAAUCCUACGAAAGAAUCAUCCCGAGAAAUGGAUAUAGGCCGGAUAUCAGCACGCAACACGGUCUCAAGAUCAAAGUGCUUGUUGGGAAAAUCAUUGGUGUAGUAUUCAUUUUCGCAUAACUUUCGCCAUUCGGAUGAGCCUUGCAGGAUGAGAUCGUUGAAUUCAGGCCGAUUAGGCAUUGUCUCGUUGUUUACAUGGAGCCAAUGCGCGAUGAAGGCAACUAAGGCUGUGCAAGCACCUUCUCCUGCAGCCUUAUUGCUGCAUUGAUCAAAAGAAGCAAAGAAUACAUCGGUUUUUAGCUUUGUUAGUCCAUCCCUACUCGUUAUUUCUUUCGAUUCCCAUGAGCCAUUUGUAUCUUCUUCAACCUAAUAAGGAUCAUUCAGAUUCAUAUAGAAUACUUGUUAGCAUUUCUUUCAAAGUAGACUAACAAUCUAAAAGAGGUGACCUUUAUAUGAAAAGUAGUUUAUUACCUUUGGUGGAUCAACAUCAGUUUCAUGAUUAUUGUCAUUUUCAAUUGUUGUAAUGGUGGAUGAUUUAAAGCUCAAUCUCAUCUUUUUCCAAGAGAAAAUUCCAAUUUUCCUGUCUGGUUCCAAAUAUGGUUCUCCUGAAGUACUUCUUAUUUUUGCUGAUUUUGACCGGACUGGUUUGUCCAGUUUCUUCAGUUCCGGUCCAUGCAAUAGCCCACUUGAUUCAACCGAGUUAGAAACUUGUCUUGAAUAAUCUUUAAUCUCGACAAUAUCCAAUCUCACCUGCAGGUUAUUCCAUUCAAGUAAGCUAAUUAUAACAUUGUACCAAAAAAAAAUAAAAAUAAAGUAAGCUAAUUAAUUAUAACAGUUUCUUCAUUAAAACAGCUAAGUGGGACAAGAAAAUAAAACUUUCAUAUGGUCAUGUUUGUUGACCAUUUUACUUUGUAACAGUUGAUCAUUUAAUAUUGAACGAAAAGAUCAUGUAAAACAAACGAAUGUGUCAUCUACUGGUAAAUUUCAACAAAUUAAAGGGAGAAUAUGUCAACUAGAGAGGUUAAUUUGAACAAACUAAAGUGGGCGCCAUAAAGUUUUUCUUCAAUAUUAUUUUGUUUAUUAUCAUAUCAUCAACAACCCAAAGUUGAAUAACGACUUCAGCUAACACUAAUUAAUUAAUUAAUUAAUUAGUAAAUUAAUCUAAUGAAACAAUCAAGAAACUUUAUUGUGUAAUAUAAUGAGGUCAAUCUUGGACCACAUAGUAUACAAUGAUAGUAUUAUUACCCAACUUUAGCAAAACCGAUCUAGUCAAAGUAUAACUUGGUCAUUGGGAUAAUGAAUUAUGGUGUCUACGACAUGGUCAUUUAGAGUACUCAAUUCAAGGCAAAUUAAAGGUCAAUUCAUCACAAUGUCAAUUUUCCUCUGGAAUAUGCUUUUCUACUAAAUACUCUUAUGUCCUAAAAUCAUUACCCACUUUAGAAAUUUAUUUUCAACAUAAUUUCAACUAAAAAUAAAAAAUUUAAACUGGUCGAUAAUUUUAGGACGAGAGUGUUUGAAACCAUCCUAGGUAACUCCCUAAAUUAUCCCCCAAUGGCUCAAAAUGAAUAUGCAAUACGUUAAAAUUUACUUACUACAUGAUAUUUCAUAAGUGGAAUGGAGCCAUUGGUAUUGAAAAAUAGAAGAUCCCACAAAUGUAUAAACCGCAAAUAAAACAAAAGAUUAUACAAUUUAGUAACUAAAAUAUAUAUGUGAUUUCAUUUAAAUAGUUUGAGAAUAUGCAUUAUAUUGGAACUAAACAUGUUGGAGUUAAAGUUACUCACCAGUAAAGUAGCUUGCGUGGAGGCACCUUCAAAAUUGAGAUUAAUAGGCAGUUUUGCUUCAUUUCCAUUACGAUGAUCAUC
This is a messenger RNA of Oldenlandia corymbosa var. corymbosa, 4527 nucleotides long. NCBI's taxonomy places the organism in Eukaryota, Viridiplantae, Streptophyta, Magnoliopsida, Gentianales, Rubiaceae. The record is from the annotation of a GenBank genome assembly.